Purpureocillium takamizusanense is the source of this 294-nucleotide messenger RNA. RefSeq lists its product as uncharacterized. The record is from RefSeq and is a predicted model, not a curated record. NCBI's taxonomy places the organism in Eukaryota, Fungi, Ascomycota, Sordariomycetes, Hypocreales, Ophiocordycipitaceae. The transcript has a single exon. Bases 1 to 294 code for a protein of 97 amino acids.
AUGAGACCCUGCGUGGCGAUCCUGGCGGCGUGCAGCAUGGUGCUGGCAGUCUCGGCCGUCGAGACCAUGCCCACCGUGGCAGAGGACGUCUUCCCCAUGGAGGAGACCUCGGCCGUCGAGACAAUGCCCACCAUGACAGAGGACGACGACGUCCCCGUGGAGGAGACCUCGGCCGUCGAGACCAUGCCCACCGCGACAGAGGACGAAGACGUCCCCACCGAGGCGACCCCGAUGCCGACGCCCACCGACAGCAUCUUGGACAAGCGCAAGGGGUCGGCAAUCGCGAGGAGGUGA